Gordionus sp. m RMFG-2023 is the source of this 6927-nucleotide messenger RNA. RefSeq lists its product as uncharacterized. Gene Ontology annotation, biological process: G protein-coupled receptor signaling pathway. The transcript has 33 exons. The coding region runs from base 24 to 6509 and encodes 2161 amino acids. The record is from RefSeq and is a predicted model, not a curated record. Gene Ontology annotation, molecular function: guanyl-nucleotide exchange factor activity; G protein-coupled receptor binding. NCBI's taxonomy places the organism in Eukaryota, Metazoa, Nematomorpha, Gordioida, Chordodea, Parachordodidae. Gene Ontology annotation, cellular component: cytoplasm.
UUAAUAACCGGUUUCAAAAAAAAAUGAUUGAGGAAAAUGGGAAAAUAAUUCAAGCACUCCAGACGAUCUCACCGAAAAAUUUUAUGGAAUCUUCAUCAUUAAUCUCUUUACCUAAUUUUGAAAAAACUGAUCCCCUAAAAAGUGAAGCAAGUUUUCGAAUGGCGCUGCAAAAGGGUAGUUUCGCGACUUUUCAAAAUGGUUCCCUUAUUCCAAAUCAUGACUACCAAAGUUUUCUGGAUUUUGGACAAAUAUUCUUAGCAUACUUGAAUUUGAUAAAAUGGUUAAACGCGUAUUCCCAAUCUCAAUCCAUAAAGAACAAUUCUAUCCUGAACGCGGAUACAAAAAUUUUGGGAGAUGAUGUAAGUGAACUGAUUCAACGAUGCCUCAUAAUAAAAAAAGACCACAAGGGUUACGGCUUAACGGUUAGCGGAGAUAAUCCGGUGUACGUGCAAUCCGUGAGAAAAGAUGGCGCUGCUGACAGGGCCGGAGUUCGCGAAGGUGACAGGAUUAUCAAGGUGAAUGGCAAUUUGGUUACCCAAGCUAAUCAUUUGGAAGUGGUCAGACUUAUUAAAGCCGCGUCUUACGUAGCGUUAACGGUUCUAAGCCACUCUCCUUCCAUCCUUAAGUCCCAUAUUUUCCCCGAGAGCAACAACGACAAGCUUUAUUUAAACAAGAAACCUAUCGCGAAUCUCUCCUUGAUUCCUUCCUCAUCCUUUUCGUCUCCCCUCGACCCCAACGCUAAAUUCAAAAAAUUUACGCCCAACGAAUUCCGAAAUUCUGUCAACAUUAAUAACCAAAAUACCACCGGUUCUUUCGUAUCCCAUAUACCGACCCCACCCGCCCUCAGGUCCGUUAAUCAGCAGGACAUCGAUAAAGAAUCGAUGGAUUUAAAGCGACAAUCUAUUUACGAAAAAAUAUUGACUCUCAAAAAGUUGUUUAACCAAGAAGCCCUAAUCCUUAGAAAUCUCCAAAAGCAAUACCUUUACAACCCUUCUUACAAACUCAAACAAGAAAUCAAUAGUGUCACUCAUCGCCUAUCGUCGCUUAACGAAAACAUUAACAACCUCACCAAAAUGGCCGCAUAUAUCGAUAUGAAUCCCGUUCCACUCAUGAAUCAUAUCAUGGCCACUUCGUCGUCUUACGACGAUGGUGACGUCAUAGAUAUUAGAAACCCACCAAGUAUAACGACCAGUCGAAAGGAAUACGUGACUGAAUCCUCCGAUCAAAAUAGCGCGACCACGCUACAUCGCCGCUCCACCGGGUCGGUCUCUUCUUUGCUGGAUACCACUAUGUACGAAAAGAAUAACGCCGAAUUCACGCCUUACGUUUACUCAUCCUCUCCUCUCAAUAGUUUUCAAUCGCCCAUCAACGGGAUGGGGAGCCUUACAGUGCUUAAUAAUCUCUACCAAACGUCAGAGGGUGCAAUUAACGAGGCCCAGGAUACCGGAAACUAUACGUCAAAUCAUAUAUACGAACCCAUAAGACAUAAUAUAGAAGAGAAAUCUUCCCAACCUUUUUCAAUUCCUCCCUUCAAUCGCUCAGCGUGUAUUCUCAACGAAGUCUCUAAAAAUCAAAUUCUCAAACACGCCUUUUCUCUCGAAGACGACGGAAAUACAUCUGAUUCUGAAAAAUUCGAAAAUUAUGGACCUUUCAACGACAUACAUUCCUUGAAGAAUCAUCCGGCUCAUUUAGCCAUAUUUCUCAAUUACCUAUUUUGUAACAGCGAUCCUAAUUCAUUGUUAUUUUACCUGAUCACUGACUAUUACAUGCAUUUUGGAAAUCUCAAGGAUAUGAAACGAUGGGCCUACGAAAUUCAUUCUUCCUUCGUAGUUCCUAAAGCCCCGCUUAAAAUUGCGGUUCCGGAAAGUUCUAUAAUUAGCAUAGAUGAUGCAUUGCAGAAUAGUCUAGACAAAGAAGAAAUUAUGAAAUUUAUAUUCCGUUCAGCUAGGAAACACGUUUUGAUCGAUAUAAGAGAAAAAUUGGCUGAUUUCAGGCUCAAACGUACUUUGGGUCUAAGCAGUAUAUAUGGCGACAAUGCAGCGCUAGACGAAACCCUGGAUAAAAACAAGAUUUCGAAAAUAGCGGAGCAUAUCAUGACUUCUAUAGUCGAAAAAUUGAUCAAAUAUUGGAAAGAAGAUCCUUCUUCCUUGGAAACAGUUACAGACAAAAACUCCCUGCUUCUCUCCGCAUUUCUGACCGUAUGCCGUUUUAUGGGAGGAUUUUGCAAAAGCUUUAACUCUAGCAGUAUCUCCGCUAAUCCUCUGAAUCUGACUGCCCCCAAUUCUUCGUCUCUCAUUUCAUUCUUCGCCAUUCAAGACAGGAUUCCUUCCUUUUGCGGCAAGGAAAAAUCUCAAGCUAGGUUCAAAUUUGCCUCUAAAAAGAGCAAAGCACUAAGCACUAUGGGUCACUCAUUCUUACCUCACCAUUAUAUGUCCCUGACCUUUUGUAACCGGUGUCAUGAUAUCGUCAGAGGCAUAGGCUUCCAGGGGCUUCAAUGCCAAAGUUGUCAAUACAAUACUCACAAACCCUGUCUAGAUUCCAUCGAAGAAUAUUGUGUUGGAAUCCACUUAAAACCAUUUUCAAACGUUUCUUCCUCGACUCCACAACAGAAUUAUCAUAGUUCUCUUAUUCCUCCCUCCCUAAACAGCAUCAACCAUAAUUUUUCCCAAAUAUCCUCACCGGCCAUCAGCAGCAGUUCGGCUUCGAUAACCAAUGCCGUUUCAGGGUCCAAUAAACCUACCCAAGUUCCUAAUGCCAGUUCUGGCUCCUUCGUAUCCAAUAUCAUGCGGAGGCGGGAAACGAAAAGCAUGUUUAUGCCAUCCCCACCAACUGCUCAUCUAAAUAUUAUGAUUCCCACCUAUCCUCCAUCAAGUCACGCUCUUGAAAAGGCUAAAAAACGUUUAGAAAGCAAAGAUUAUAAUAUCCACAUACCAUUUAUUACUACGAAUGAUUUAAAUCAUAAUUCGGGAAACUAUCAACAAUCACAGUCACACCCUUAUCCAUCUUCCAUUGCCGAAGCCAUAAACGAGGAUUCUCUAGAAGAAGAACCUAUCAUUCCAACUUCCUCGUCCAACAGCAGAAAGUCUAUUUCCGGUAUUAAGCUACCCAAAACUAACGGUCCAGACAUUGUAAACGAUUCAUCGAUCCACACUAACGACGCUGCCGAUAAAACUUCCCGUAAAGCACAUAAAUCUCCUCUCAAGCAAUCCUCCUCGGUGCUCAGGAAUAAUUUUUUAUCCGGCAACCAUCAAAAUCAAAAUUUGCCCCAAUCGAACUCCUUUUCUACCGGUAACAACGAGAAAGCUACCUUUUUCCUCUCCAGGACGUCCAAUAGCAUAAUCCCCAAUUUUUCUAAUCGGUGGUUCAGCGAUUCUAACAAGCACAGGAACGAACCCUCGAACAGUAUAGAUAGUUGCGACAACAAAAUGCCGGGUAGCGACAAAAGUAGCACUAAUACCGCUAGUACGACCACCGUUGCUCAUGUAGGAAGGUCCGAGAGUAUGAAGGCCAAAGGCGAAAAUAAAUACCCUCGUAAAAAGAGCGAUACAACUAAUGUUCCUAGAUCAAAAAGUGAUAUAGCACAAAAGGCUGCCUCUUCUGAACAGGUUACGGAAAUAGACCUACCUAAACCCGUUUUAGUCAAAUCCUCCAAAAGAUCCUUCGAUUUCACUUCCAGCUUCAAUUCCAAACCACAAUCCGACAAUGCAUUGAUUUCCAAUGGUACCGCAUCUAAUCAAUUAUCGAUUCUAGCCAAUAAUCAGUCAGCAACGACUAACAACUCUUCAUCCUCCCUCCUCAAAUAUAUGGAACUAUUGAACCUCAAUUUCGACGACCCGGACCUGGACACCGAGCCGGGCAUUCCCAAUUGGCAAAAGUCCGUCGAUUGGGAACACCUCAAAAAAAUGAAGCCCAAAGAAGUUAAGAGGCAGGACGUUAUAAGCGAAUUAUUUCACACCGAAAAAAAUCACGUGCGUAAUCUAAAGGUGCUAGAUUACAUAUUUUACCGACCCAUGAAACUCGAAAAUUUGGUUUCGGAAGAAUUGCUAGACAGGCUUUUCCCUAAUUUAGACGAACUAUUAAGGAUACACGGCGAAUUGAAUCAAAAAAUGAAAAUGAAAAAAUCGGAAAACGUUAUUAUCGAUUCGAUCGGCCCGAUGCUGUUAGAUUUCUUCGACGGCGUCUCAGGCUUAGAAUUUCAAACGGCUUGCGCCAGGUUUUGCGAAAACCAGACCCUAGCCCUCGAAGCUCUUAAACUGAAGCAACGUAAGGAAAGCAAACUCAUGUCCUUUCUCUGCGAAGCCGAAUCAAAUCCCUUAUGCCGGAGACUGCAAUUAAAAGAUUUAGUUCCUUGCGAGAUGCAAAGAUUGACCAAGUACCCUUUGCUAAUUGAGAACGUCAUGAAAUAUACUGCCAUUAGCGAAACGGACGAAAAGGGAGAAACAAUCGAAUACAAGGACUUGGCCGUCUCUUAUGAAAGAGCCCGUUCCAUAUUAGCGCACGUUAACGAGUCCGUCAGGGAAGCCGAAAAUUAUCAACGGCUCAUAGAAGUGGAAUCUCGGCUUGACAAAUCUGCCCUCGAACGGGCUUACGAAAAAGUGCACGAUAACCCGAAACUUCAAGAACUUAAGAAUCUCAAGCUAACUUCCAAGAGACUAAUCAUGGAAGGCAAUCUGCAAUGGAAAUGUUCGCGAACAAAAACAGUUGAAAUUUAUGCCCUCUUGCUUGAGGAUUUGUUACUGAUCACGCAGAAACAGGAUGAGCGAUACAUUCUCAAAUUUCAAUCUACUAACGUAACUCCGGCCAAAGAAGAAUCAAAAUUAUCACAUAGUCCUGUCAUAAAGCUAAAUAAUCUUUUGACCAAAAAUGUUGCCACAGACAAAAGGGCAUUUUUCUUAGUUAGCACUGUGAGCGAAGGCCCACAACUAUACGAACUUAUAGCCUCUACGUCUAACGAGAGAAAACAAUGGCUACUUAACAUCGAAAAAACGAUCGAAAAACUCAAAGGGAUCAAGACAUCUGCCUCUAUUCCCAAAUGCAACCUUUCUUCGAUCACAACCUCUGCGGGUGCUUCUAGGCACUCCUCCGACCCCACGAGUGGCGCAAAAGAAGCCGAAAAAUCUUCCAAACAGCCUCCAAACAUUAAAAAUGGCUCGCUGGAGGCUUUGAAUAUCGAUCUACCUCCCGAUUUAUUGACACCGGAGCUCCCUCCACAAACGCCUGAAGAGGACCACCCAAAGUCACAACAAGAAGAGGACAUGGAAGAGGAAGAAGAACAAGAAUUGGUAGAAUACGUCGCCACACCGCAAUUGGUAAGGCCCUGCGAGGUAGUAGUGAGAGACCCUCUGCCUUCUUGUCGGGCCCACCCCAUUCUCUCCCUCUAUGAACAACUUAGGCGCGCCGACCUCGCCCUCAAUUCCGCCCUUGCUAACAAGCGGGAUAUUGUAUCGCGCGUUUUAUCUUUUCACGCCUCUGCCCACCCAAAAAUAGAUGGUAAAAACAUAUUCCAAGCCAAAUCGAAUAUUCUCACACCAAGCGAUAUAACGCAUCAAUCAAGCGACUUAUUACACAGCGAGGAAUCGACGGAUGAUCACCUUACAUGGAAAACAUUCUCUGAGCAAGAAGUAAGGAUGGGUGACGAUGAAGGAAUCAUCCUUGCCAGAGCGUUGGACAAAGCCAAAGAGCUCAGGGACAGAUUGAAAAUGUUUGAAAACGUCGAAAAGAUACAACAUAUGGAUUCCACUACCAGCUUGGAUGAUAGAUCCGAGAGAGGAUUUUUGAAAAAUGACGAAGCGGGUAUCGAGAAAGCUGACGCUAAAGGUCUGAAAAAUGACCAAGAGUGGCCCUUCGUUCACAAGGCUCUCGGUUUGAUGGAAAUCAAAGACGAUUUAUUUAUCAUAUCUACGUCACUCAAUUUCGAAUUGACCCGCUUGAUGCAUUUUUUCUGUAAACGAGGAGCCUUCGAUUCGUCAACAACCUCAAAAAAUUGCACGGAUUUUUUCUCCAUAGAUGGAACAUCUGACGAUGAUGCUUAUAAAAAUUAUCAAUACAACAAACCCGAAAAUACUGGGGAACCUUUAAUCAUCCAAAGGUCAGAGAUAAUUAAGGCCCAACCUUUGAGUCUUGUUAAAAAUGAUGCCCCAAAUCAUCCACAUUUGGAUUCGCUCCACGAUGACGACGAGGUUGGAAAAGAUUACUCGGAAGAUAUCCAUAUUGAAAUUCUUCGCGAAACCAACGCCCCUGAUUUAGUUCCAGAUUCAAGCAAAGAUUAUUUGACGGAUGGAUUGGAAUCGGAAGAACACCAACUCAUCGACCAUUGCAUCAAGCACGUGGAAACCACCUUAGAGAGCAUCGAUGAAGUCACAAACUCAUCAUCACUUAUAUAUUUCGAAUAUCGAACCGUAAAUGAUAACGAAAAGGUUCCGCUUAUUCUCGAAGCGGCCGGUUCAAAAUGUCUGAAAAAUAAUAAUUUCGACGAAAAAGCUAUAUUAUCACUUGUGGAAAAGACUUAAGUUCAUCCCGUACCCCUCUCGCCAAGAGAAUCGAUGGGAAACAAAAUUGUGAUAAAUCUAUAAUUGAUAUCCUAAUCGUUAUUUAUUUGACAUAAAUCCCAACUUAUUUUGUAAUUCCAUAUACUAAUAUUAUGAUCUAUCAGUUUUUUUAAAAAAUUUCAUUCCCAAGUUACAAACAAAUCAUAAUUCCUUAAACCAAUAUGUUAUUAUAUAUUUUUUUAAAUAUACUAUAAAUAUCUCUAAAUGAUAUAGUUGGUUAUUUUUUACACCAUUAAUAUAAACUUAUAUAAUUAGUACUAGAUUCGAUAUUUUUCCAAAAAUUCGAAGAAUUUUUCUUCCUUUUUUAUAGUGAUUUUAAUCUCACAAAGUAAAUAAGAUUUACUUACAAAACUAACUGUAUUAUUAUUGUAAAAAAAAG